Penicillium paradoxum is the source of this 1926-nucleotide messenger RNA. Its product is annotated as putative CorA family metal ion transporter. Gene Ontology annotation, molecular function: cobalt ion transmembrane transporter activity; magnesium ion transmembrane transporter activity; magnesium ion binding. The transcript is spliced from 5 exons. Gene Ontology annotation, cellular component: membrane. NCBI's taxonomy places the organism in Eukaryota, Fungi, Ascomycota, Eurotiomycetes, Eurotiales, Aspergillaceae. Gene Ontology annotation, biological process: transmembrane transport; metal ion transport. The record is from RefSeq and is a predicted model, not a curated record. The coding region runs from base 1 to 1926 and encodes 641 amino acids.
AUGAGUGUACACUCACUCGAUUAUGCACACCAUGGUAUGGCACAAUCCGAAGUUGAUAUCGAGGCUGGUCGCCCAUCAGUUGGCUCUCAAGCAUCUCCAACAGGAAGGGACAGAGAGGGGAGCUCAUUCCCCGCGUUCAGUACAGCUGCAGAACGAGUGAAUACCAAUGAAACAACAAAACGCCGAACCAGACGCUCGAAUACUGCCCGCUCAUAUCACCCCGAGGGAUUUGCGCAUGAUCCCAACUGGCAGCCAGGAACCGAGCCCGGUAUCGAUCCGACGAAGCCGCUCCCCACGUACACGUCGGAAUGGGCGUCAAAUAUACCCGCGGACCUGCACCGACGCUGCGAGAUCACGGUGGUGGACUUUUCUCAAAAUGAAAUGCGACAGUAUGUGCUAGACAACGACACGCUGGAAGACUUUUUGAAGCGGGAGAGAGAGCCUUGGGUGCAAUGUCGCUGGAUCAAUGUCAACGGAUUGAGCUGGGACGUGAUCAAGAUUCUCGGAAACCAUAAAAGAUUGCAUCGACUUGCGAUUGAAGACGUUGUUCAUACAACCAAUCGCACGAAGGCAGACUGGUACUCGGACCACGCUUUUGUCGUGUUGACUUUGCAGAAAUUGAUGAAGAUCCAGGAAGUCGACUCCGAUUCGGAAGAUGAGGACGGAGCUUCGGUGAGUCGAUGGAAGUCUAGGGACCGGAAGAGCUCGGUUUCCAGUGACAAGAGCUCGGUUUCGUUGAAGCUACCUACGAAACGGAAUGUUGUUAUGGCCGCGUUAAAGGACAUUUUCAGAUUCAGAUCAUCCGCGCGCCCAGAGCGCAAAGCGAAGGCGACAUUAUCGAGUGUCCGACCUGGCCUCGGACGGGGUGGUUCCAAACACACUUCUCAUUUCGGGGAUGUUGGUACCAUCACAGAAACGACUGCAAGGAGUCUCCAACGGUAUCGCGGUGGUCCCAACGAAGAUCGGAUUGAGUUCAUGGAACGUCAUGCUGCGCUUGCUGCUAAAGGACUGUGUGUUACUUUGGAGCAAGUUGCGAUCUUCCUCCAUGCCGAUAAUACGGUGACUUCUUUCUUCGAAACCAGCGCGGAUGACGUUGAAGCCCCAAUUGUCAGGCGUCUCAAUUCACCUGAAACUAUACUUCGACAGUCGUGCGAUGCCAGCAUGCUCUUGCAAGCCAUUCUUGAUGCCGUGAUCGAUCUUGCAAUCCCAGUCACUAUGGCCUAUCAAGAUGCCAUCGGAGACCUCGAGCUGGAGGUCCUGACUGAUCCAGACAUUGAGCAAUCCAAAUCGUUGUAUAUCUUAACAUCUGAGAUCGCUAUUCUACGGAACUCCAUGCAGCCCAUUGUGGCAGUGAUCAAUGCUCUCCGUGACCACCGAUCCGAACCCGUUGGCACGCCUGGACUUGGUGUAUUGCGAAAUCCUCUUAGCCCGUCUACGGCUCCUGCGGAGACAGCUGAGCCCCGCCCUUAUUUUGGGCUUGUGACUCCGAAUUUGAAAAGCCUUGGAGGCACCAGUGUUACGAUCAGUUCCAUGUGCCAUACAUACUUGGGUGACGCCCUGGAUCACUGCAUUACUAUCGUUGAAGGGUACGAUCAAAUGCGGCGCAACGCUGAUAACAUGAUAGACCUCAUUUUCAACACCAUUGGUGCCUACCAGAACGAGAGUAUGAAGCAGCUCACACUUGUAACUUGCCUUUAUCUUCCCAUGACAGUCUUGACGCAUUCCAAGGGUUAUUUCGGAAUGAACUUCAAGACUUUUGAUGCGAUCGAACAUAAUGAAUCAUAUUUCUGGCAGAUCGCGGUACCGUUCGUCUUGGCCACAACUAUUAUCCUGAUGCGUGACAAAAUCAAGCGCUACGCUGUGAUGCUCGCUCAGAGACGUUUGAUUGUUAGCUCGAGGAAGCAGAGACGGCAAAGGAAAAAGUGA